CCAUCUGUCUAGCAGAUUUGACAACUUGAGCAAAUCAAGUUUAACGUUGAAGAUUUUGUUCUGACGAAAAUAUUGUCUACCGUCAAUUUCGUCUAUUAAAAUAUUAGCUCAGAAGACUAUAAGAACAAAGGAGAAGCCAAAGGAUAUUAAAAACCCAGGUUGCCUCAUUAGCUAGCAACUGAGAAUUGAGAAAUAACCCAGGUGUUUGGGCCAUAAAACAGCGGCACGAUUGGGCCAGCAAAUCGGGACGAGAAAGCAGCCCUAAUUUAGUUGCAGGUAAAGCUUCUCGCCAGGUAAAAGCCUACUUAUAUAUUGCAGUAAACCCUUUUGGGCAUAUAAGUCUGAGGGAUGAGGGACGGCAGCUGUCAGAGAGAGUCGAGUCUUCACAACGGCAACAACAUGGGCAACGUCAUGGAUCGCAAGGUGACCUGCACAGAGGCACGUGCCACAAAUGCCACGCCCACCACUCCGAUCGUUGCGCCCAAGGAGCAAGAGACCAGGAAACUGGAAAAGGUGGACUCGCAGGAGAUUGUCCCCAAUUUGACAUUUCACUUGUACAGCUAUCGCCAGCAAAUUGGUUGCAAGAAGCAUCAGCUGAUGAAGUGGGCCACAUCGAAGUUGCUGCUCACCGAGGAGCUGCUAAAGCUACAGAAACAGCAUCUUGGCGAAACCACCGAAUCCUGGACCGAUUUCGGUGCCAUGCUAUCAGACGAGGAGGAUGAUGAGGAGAAUCGUGCUCCAGGCGUCGCCUUUGAUCCCCUGGCCCUGGAAUUGAGCAACCUGAAGAACUAUCGCCUGGAACUCAGGAGCACCAUACUGGACUUCGCCCAGGAGAAGAUGAAGAAGCGGGAGAAGAAGAAGCUGAAGCGUCUGAAACGUCGCACCCUGAUCUCCUCCAAGAAACCCAGUAACAAGAACAAGGUCAAGUACUGGCAUCCGCAAUUGGAGACAGACGAGCAAUUUGAUCUCGAUCCCCAGGAUCCCCAGGCAGAGGUCAUUGUCAUCGAUUAGCCAAAUAUGUAGUGUUCCUAAGUCUUAGUUAAUUUAGUCGUUACACUCGUUCUAAUUGUACAUACUCCUA
This is a messenger RNA of Drosophila subpulchrella, 1081 nucleotides long. RefSeq lists its product as uncharacterized. Lineage: Eukaryota; Metazoa; Arthropoda; Insecta; Diptera; Drosophilidae. The transcript is spliced from 3 exons. Bases 349 to 1011 code for a protein of 220 amino acids. The record is from RefSeq and is a predicted model, not a curated record.